CGCUGAGCAUGCGAGGUCCCGAGUGCGCAGGCCACAGCACUGUCUGCACAACCAGGCCGCACAACACUCUAGAGGAAAGUGUGCAGUUUAUUAUUGCUAACUUGGAGCAUACAGGAUUUUAGAAGAUGGCAGCCAGUAACGCAGCAAUUAUUGAAGAGAUUGAAGCACUACAAGCAAUUAUGCCAGAUGAAGUAACAGUAUUGCAAGGACACAGUGGAAUGCCUGAUGGUGUGGAGGUGACUGUUGUCCCCGCAACUGGACAGAAUAUCGAAGAACAACAUGUGAGAGUAACUCUUGUGCUGUCUUUGCCACCCGAGUAUCCCGAUACCUCACCAAGUAUCACACUCAGGUUUGUAAAUGGGACUUGAUUGUAGGUUUUUAUA
This is a messenger RNA of Penaeus monodon (black tiger shrimp), 383 nucleotides long. RefSeq names its product E3 ubiquitin-protein ligase RNF25-like. The transcript is spliced from 3 exons. Gene Ontology annotation, molecular function: protein binding; ubiquitin protein ligase activity. Lineage: Eukaryota; Metazoa; Arthropoda; Malacostraca; Decapoda; Penaeidae. Gene Ontology annotation, biological process: protein ubiquitination. The record is from RefSeq and is a predicted model, not a curated record. Gene Ontology annotation, cellular component: nucleus. Bases 126 to 368 code for a protein of 80 amino acids.